Molecule: messenger RNA, 1039 nt
Organism: Hordeum vulgare subsp. vulgare (domesticated barley)
Lineage: Eukaryota; Viridiplantae; Streptophyta; Magnoliopsida; Poales; Poaceae
Product: F-box protein PP2-B10-like
Exons: 3
Coding region: 80-868 (262 amino acids)
Molecular function (GO): protein binding
Source: RefSeq, a predicted model, not a curated record
CUUCCCCGGUGCUUCGUCGCUAAGCCUCCCGAAGGAAGGGAGUACUUCCGACCGCGGAGGAAGAGGAGGCGCGGCGCCGAUGGAUCCCUGCGAGAUCGCGCGCCUGCCGGAGGAGCUCGUGUCGGCGGCGCUCUCCCGCACGUCGCCGCGCGACGCCUGCCGCGCCGCGGCGGUCUCCCCGGCCUUCCGCGCCGCCGCCGACUCCGACGCCGUCUGGGCCUGCUUCCUGCCGCCGCUCGCUGACCUCCCACCGCCCGCCCAUGGAGAGCCGCUGCCGCCGGGCGGGAAGAAGGACAUGUUCCUCCGCCUCUCCGGCAGCUCCGUCCUACUCCCAGGCGGACUACUGAGCAUGUGGCUGGACAGGGAGACCGGCGCCAAGUGCUACAUGGUGUCGGCGACGGAGCUGUCAAUCGCGUGGCGCGACACGCCGCAAUACUGGACCUGGACCCCUCUCGACGACUCCAGGUUCUCUGAGAGUCCUCAUCUCGAGUUCGUUUUCUGGCUGGAAAUCAGUGGCAAGAUACACAGCAACAUGUUGUCCGCAGGCUCAGCCUAUUCCGCUUUCAUAGUGUACAAGUUGGCCGACCAUACCUGCGGGCUGGACUCGCCCCAGGAUGCAUCGGUGAGCGUUAGAGGCAUCGACCUUGUCCGUAAGGUCUGCCUCCAACCUAACCCGCAAAGAAGCCAUGCAGAGGAUGUAGUGCUGCCCCGUAGAAGGGGCGAUGGUUGGAUGGAGCUGGAGCUAGGUGAGUUUGUCUGUGAGGGGGAUGAAGAUGGCGACGUGUCCUUCGGCCUGGCAGAGACCAAACGUUUGAAUGCGAAGAGUGGUCUCAUCAUUCAGGGCAUUGAGAUAAGGCGUAAGAAUUAAAUCAGUCUAGUUAAGGGAGGAGCUUCCUGGAUUAAACUGAAUGAAUCCACGGUUUAAUCCAUUAUAUAAGAGAAUCAGCUAAGGAAUCAUAUUUGUUGGUAAUGUGUUGAUUUGAACCGCCCUCUUGGUUCAUUCUAUUUCUAUAGAUGGGGAUAUGCAUCUCUUUGCUUA